AUGGAGGAGCUUCAAAGGCGGCUAAGAGAGGCAGAGACCAGAGCUGAGGAAGAAGAGCGACUUCGACGAGAAGAAGAGCGGCUUCGACGAGAAGCAGAGGACAGAGCUGAGGAAGAAGGGCGACUUCGACGGGAAGCAGAACGACUUCAACAAACACUGGAGAGCAAAAUUAACCCGGCCACCUUCGAGUCCUUUAUUAAAUCAUGCCACGAACUCAUUGCUGUGCCGCUUAGCAUUCAGCCAAUACAUAAAAGUACAAAAGGCUCAAUUACCAGUCCUACUGGCCGCUACUGUCCGACAACCCUUCGCAGUUGGACGGACUUUCCCCGUCUACGCGAGGAGCUGUUUGAGAAAGUAUUCUCUCUCUUCCAUCCGAGUGCUUCCCCCCCUGUCGAAGCGUUCUUGUCCAAGGAGGGUGUCAAGACUGUUGGUAACCUUGUUUCCCGUCGACAUCUGGGCAGCGAGCUCGACCUUAUGAGCUAUGAGCGAUUUGCCGUUGAAGAACAUGUUACCUCUAUUCUACAAGAAUUACUAAAGCUUGAUACCAAAACAAAACUUCCAUUUCUGGGGUCAGGUGUCUCGUUUGAAAAUCACGCGAAUACUCUUAGCGAUACGCCUGAGCAAACAGGCCGCAGGCCUCGUUCUGAUCAAUUAUGCGUAUUUAGAAAAGAUAGGGAAGUUGAGACACUGCUUUAUAUUAUUGAAUAUAAAGCCAGCCAUAAACUUCGGCCUGCGAACUUACGGUUUGGACUACGACCUUCGAAUUUUUGGGAGGACAUCGUGCAGGCUCACGAAAUUCCCCUCGACAAGCAAGAGAAAGCUAUAUAUAACGCACAGCAGCUUAGCGGUGCUGCAAUCACACAAACCUUCGACUAUAUGAUUAAAGAGGGGGUUGAAUACGGGUAUUUGACCACCAGUGAGGUAUUUGUAUUUCUUCGUAUAAAGGAAGAUGAUCCGAGGACUCUAUAUUACUAUCUCUCCGAGCCCGUUCAAGACGCCGAAGUUCAGGAUAGCGAGCCCUUUCCGUAUUCCUGCACCGCAAUUUCAUCAGUCCUCGCCCUAUGUCUCCUGGCCCUAGAUUCAAAAAAAAGGGACCAAGAGUGGCGGUCACUUGCAAUAUCUCAACUUCACAAGUGGGUUGUUGAUAUAGAAUACGUCUUAGCAAAGAUGCCCCCGGAGGAACGGAGCCGAACACCAUCGGAAUCGAGUUAUAUCCCAUCGAGCCCAUUGUCCAGCCCUAUUCAGGAGGGCCAGUCUCGACGAUCCCGUCGAUUACGAGACAGCUGUGCAGACCCGGAUGACACAGUUAAUAAUCCGUUGUCAGAUAGUUCCGAAGAAGAUGACCCUAGCGACCGCAGCUCACAGGUCCCGCCAGGGAAACGAUUCAUAUCCCCACCACGUCCGCCUCCGUUGAAACGGCAGCCGCAGUCGCAGGAGGAGCGUGAGCGUAAGCGGGAGCCCGAUCGUCAAUAUUGUACACAGAAGUGCCUAGUUGGCUUGGGUAAUGGAGGCGCUUUGGAUCAAUCAUGUCCUAAUGUCGCUCUCCAUCAGCAGAUGAGCCAUAACGGCACUCAUCCAAUUUCUAAAGCAAAAGUCGCAAUGCUACUAGACAGUCAGUUAAACAAUGACCGGGACAAUGGGUGCUGGCCUUUGAUGAAGCUUCACGGCGCCCGAGGUAUUCUCUUCAAGAUGACACUGGCCAAUUAUGGCUAUACAUUUGUAGGGAAAGGGACAAUUGAAGGUCUGGUCUGUCAUCUCCAGCAUGAGGCUAAAGUGUAUAAUGCUCUCAACAAGCUCCAAGGAAGUCUUAUUCCUGUUUAUCUCGGAAGCGUUAAUUUAAAGAAACCAUAUAUUACGACUGGUUUGGACUAUAUUGUCCAUUAUCUACUGCUCUCCUGGGCUGGAGAUAGCUUAGACGAUAUACCAUGUUGUGACAUCGACUUUCACCAUGAGGGAAGAAAGCUUCAAAAGGAAUUAGGCCGGUACGGCGUGGUCCACGGAGAUGUUCGCCCGGCCAAUAUUACGUGGAAUUCAGAGCUAUCCCGGCCGAUGCUGAUCGACUUCGACCAAGCACGACUAAAGCAAAAAAGACCCGCUAUCCAUAGCCAUUCCAUUAAGCGGGCGCGGCGAAAUGUUUCCCACUAG
This is a messenger RNA of Microsporum canis CBS 113480, 2145 nucleotides long. RefSeq lists its product as hypothetical. NCBI's taxonomy places the organism in Eukaryota, Fungi, Ascomycota, Eurotiomycetes, Onygenales, Arthrodermataceae. The coding region runs from base 1 to 2145 and encodes 714 amino acids. The record is from RefSeq and is a predicted model, not a curated record. The transcript has a single exon.